AUGGCAGACAGGCCUUCCGAAGCAGAUCUCGUUAUCCAGAGUACGGCGCUCCAGAUUCUCGCACUAUUGAGAACCAAGUACAGCAAGGGAGGCUGCACUGUUGAGGAUUUCAAGGAUGAGAUCGCAAGAGCUAUGGAUGCACAAAUUGAGAAGCGCGCGGAGAAGAAGCUGGACAAGGCCACGAAAGCUCGUCGUUCGUCUGCGCCGUCUCUGUCAUCUGACUCCGCGCUCUGCGAAGAGCGCUGA
This is a messenger RNA of Lecanosticta acicola, 246 nucleotides long. The record is from the annotation of a GenBank genome assembly. Lineage: Eukaryota; Fungi; Ascomycota; Dothideomycetes; Mycosphaerellales; Mycosphaerellaceae.